AUGGCGAAACGCUCAAAAGGAUUGACAGCCUCUUCCAAGGCGGUAGACCCCACCCUCGAUGCUCUUUUCGCGUCCAGUGUCGGUCCAGCCCAGGCUCCUGCCAAGUCAAGAUACUCGACAUUGUUAGAUCAAAAGGUUCGGGAACCUCCCAAACCUAAGGUGCAUUUGGAGGAGGAUGCCGAAGAGAACGACGACGAAGUCCUCUCUGAGAUCAGUGAGGAGCUAAGCUUUGAAGAGGAUGGCCCCUCAGACGAGGAGGACGAUGAUUCACAAGCUUCCGAGCAAGAGGACGAGAGCGAAGACGAACAGGAGGAAGAGAAUGGCGCAGACAAGCUCAUGAAGGAUGCGCCCAUCGAGCUCGACGACCUAAUUGAUGCGACGGAAGAGAAGUCAAACAAGGAUAAGAAGCGAAAGCGAAAGAACAACAACGACGAUCUUGAGGGCAAGUACCUGGACAAGAUCGCUGCAGAGGAGGAAGCUGAGCGUGCUGGCAAGCGACAAAAGAACGACGCUUUGAAUAAGAAGACCGAGAAGCCUACCGCAGAGGAAGAGGAUGCCGGCAACGACAGCGAUGUUCCUGUCCACGAGACACUUGUCAAGGACACAAAAUCUUCUGAUUUGGACAAGGCCAAUCGAACAGUCUUCCUUGCCAACGUUUCCACCGAAGCCAUCAACUCCAAGUCCGCUAAGAAGACGCUCAUGGUCCAUCUGGCAUCUGUGUUGGAGAAGGAUGCUACUCCCCCUCAGACCAUUGAGUCCCUGCGUUUCCGCUCAGUUGCCUUUGCAGGCAGCUCUCUCCCUAAGCGCGCAGCUUACAUCACAAAGAGCCUGAUGGAUGCCACGACAAAGUCGGCCAACGCAUACGUCGUGUACUCGACCCCUGCAGCAGCCCGUACAGCUGCCACCAAGCUCAACGGCACCCAAGUGCUUGACCGUCACUUGCGAGUAGACAGCGUCGCUCACCCUAGCCCCACCGACCACCGCCGAUGCGUGUUUGUGGGUAACUUAGGAUUUGUUGACGACGAGACAGUCUUGAACACCAAUGCCGAUGGAGAGACUACAGAGAAGAAGAAGAACAAGACCCCGUCUGAUAUCGAGGAGGGUCUUUGGCGAACUUUCAGCACUCAGGGCAAGGUUGAAAACGUCCGAGUUGUUAGAGAUCCCAAGACUCGAGUAGGUAAGGGCUUUGCCUAUGUCCAGUUUUGUGACGGCAACGAUGUUGAGGCAGCUCUACUCCUUGAUGGCAAGAAGUUUCCUCCUAUGCUUCCCCGUAAGUUGCGAGUCACUAGGGCCAAGGACCCUCGCAAGACAGCUCUCGCUCAGGAGCGCGCCAGGGGCAAGAACAUUGUCGGCAAUGGUGCCACCAAGAGCACAAAAUACAAGCACAAGGCCACGCCUGAGGAACAAUCCAUGGCUGGUCGUACAAGCAAGCUCCUCGGCCGCUCGGCCGCCGUGCAGCAACGCCACAAGAAGCGUCCCUCUACACAAGGUGCCUCCGAGGAAGCUGAGAACCCGCUUGCGGGUAUCAAGGGACCAGAGCAGUUUGUCUUCGAAGGUCGCCGUGCUACAAACAGGGACGCCUUGCCGAAGGAUCUUAAAGGCAAGAAGGCCAAGGGUAAGGGCAAGUCAGCCAGGCCGCAAAACCGAAGCGCUAAGAGAGCUGCGGAUUGGAAGAAGAAGAGCUGA
Molecule: messenger RNA, 1686 nt
Organism: Fusarium sp. VM40
Lineage: Eukaryota; Fungi; Ascomycota; Sordariomycetes; Hypocreales; Nectriaceae
Source: the annotation of a GenBank genome assembly